AUGCAAUCACCUUCAAAUAGAUCAGCCACUAGUGAAGUAGAAUCUGAAGUGGACACUCCGACAUCUAGUAAAUCAUCAGAUUCACAAAAUAUUGCUAAUUCACCUUCUAGAUCGCCAUUUUUGGCAGCAUGUUCAAAACUCGAUUUAGAACCUAAUCCAUUUGAACAAAGUUUUUCAGGAGUUGCAUCUCAUAGUGAAGGCACAGGCCAAGGCACACCAAAACCAAUCUUACCUUCUGUUGCUCAACUUACUAGUCCGUCGCCUGGUAAUGAUUAUUGGAAUAUGACUCAGUCUUUGAGAAGUGGUCCUUUAUCACCCUCGAUGCUUGAAGGGCCUCAAGAACCAAUUCUUUACAAUGGCACAAUAUUACCAAAUGGCCGUACAGGGACAACACCGCUUCCUUUUAGCUCAUUUUCUGAACAAUCAUCUACCAGAUCUACUACAAUUUUUGGUGCUGUCAGCGGAAAUUCAUUUGUUAACUCGUCAGCCUCUUUGAAUUUAUCGGCAGCAAAUAAUAUGUUCUCUUCUCAAGGCGUUUUAAUGGAUUCAGAUCGUAAAACUGUUGCAACAUCAAAAACAAUAGGAAAACCAUUAAUAAAUUCAGUUCCAAAUAUAACAGUAACUGCUGAUAAUAAUAAAAUUUCCUCAACACAAUCUACUGACCUAUCAAAUGGAUCAACUAACGUCAUGAUAACGAAUCAAAUUGGUCAUCAAACAGAUAUUAAUAUUAUUCCAAAAUCAGAAAAAGACACUUAUAAUAAUAUGUCAAAUACAAAUAAUCCAAUCGCUAUUCUUCAAAAUAAUAACAAUAGCAAUAUUAUUAAUAAUAGUGAUGAUGAUGAUAUAAGUACAACAAACACAACAUUACAAAAAAAUAUAACAUCAUUCGAUCAAGAGCCAUUAUCACCACAAGAUAAAAUAAAUAGUCAUAACCAUCAUAAAUCAGUGCCUCGUAGACGAAAAACCGAUGACUUUCCUAUGGGAGAACAAUCUCCCACAAAGAAAAGUAAUCAAAAAACCAAGAAUGAAUUGACUGAUGAAGAGAAGAGGAGAAACUUUUUGGAAAGAAAUCGUCAAGCCGCACUUAAAUGUCGUCAACGUAAAAAACAAUGGCUUGCAAAUUUACAAGCUAAAGUGGAGUUUCUUACAAACGACAAUGAAAAUCUACAGAAUCAAGCACAAUCUUUACGUGAGGAAAUAUUUAAUUUAAAAACAUUAUUAUUGGCUCAUAAAGAUUGUCCAAUUACUCAAGCAAGUGGAGGCUUGACACUAGAUACAAUAACAUCUGGUAUAGGUGGGAUGCAACCAUCUAUAAACAGUGUUCCAAUAAAUAUCGGUGUUGGAAUGGUUCCUAAUCCUAUGCAAGCACCGCAAAAUCAAAGUGUUCAACAAAAUGGUGUACAUGUUCAAAUUCCUCAAAAUAUGCCUAAUCAUGGCCCACCGGGUUCUGGAAUGUUGAGAUAUUAA
Molecule: messenger RNA, 1467 nt
Organism: Entrophospora candida
Lineage: Eukaryota; Fungi; Glomeromycota; Glomeromycetes; Entrophosporales; Entrophosporaceae
Source: the annotation of a GenBank genome assembly